AUGUCUGUAAACGAAAGAGCUAAGCUUGGACGUCGUAUAGCUCUCGGCAUUAUCAUUGAAACCAUGGUCAACAUCGCCCCGUCUACGGAGACGGUGGUACUUGUAAAUACUGGCAGAACCGUUUCUGUAGGCAGUUCCGUAAUCUGUCGAAGAAGAUUGAACUUACAAGCGUAUGCCUACUUACUUAUAUACAAUGCUGUGUACGAGCUUAUGACAGGAUUCUGGCCGGGAGAACGCAUGGGUAAACUGGGACAGGAGACUGCGAUGAUGAUUCCGCGGAAAGACUGGCCACCGCUUGAGGUAGAGUGUAUGGGUGAGAUUGUGCGGAAGUGCUGCGAGGGGAAUUUUGCGGAUGCAGAGCAGUUGAAGAUGGAGGAUUGA
This is a messenger RNA of Bipolaris zeicola 26-R-13, 381 nucleotides long. RefSeq lists its product as uncharacterized. The coding region runs from base 1 to 381 and encodes 126 amino acids. The transcript is spliced from 2 exons. NCBI's taxonomy places the organism in Eukaryota, Fungi, Ascomycota, Dothideomycetes, Pleosporales, Pleosporaceae. The record is from RefSeq and is a predicted model, not a curated record.